Molecule: messenger RNA, 5481 nt
Organism: Prorocentrum cordatum
Lineage: Eukaryota; Dinophyceae; Prorocentrales; Prorocentraceae
Source: the annotation of a GenBank genome assembly
AUGGCGAUGUGCACCUCAGGGAAGCGGGAGGAGUUCAUCCUGACGAACACGAAGGCCGAGGAGACUGAGGCACACUCCGCAGAGGAUCAGGCGCCGUGGGAGCCCCCGCGAGCGGAGGCCAGAGCUCCCGCCGGGCGGCCCCUGGCGCCGCUCCCGCUGCCACCCGCCCGCGCCCCGCCGUCCUCGGCCCUGGCAGCGCCCGCUGCUCCGCCGUUUGCGGGCCGGUCGCCCGCUUCCGCCGCCGCGCUGCAGGCCUCCAGCGGGGUCGCCGCUGCCGCCGACACGUCUCUGCGGCAGGAGGCCCAGGGCGAGCUGCGGGAGCUCGCGGGCCUCGCGGCGGCCCUGCAGGCGCAGCGCCUCGCCACGCGCGCCCUCGAGCAGGCGCAGCGGCUGGAGAGCCCGAGGUCGCCGCAGGUGCGACGGGCGGCGCUGCUGCGGCUGCGGGUAAUGAAGCGUUGCAUGCACGUGCGUAAACUGAAGCCCGAGUGGGAGACGGCCACCAGAAGCGGCGUCCGCACUUGGGAGGCGGCCUGGAAGGAGUGGGAGAAGAGUGUCUCGCUCUACGAGGCCCAGUCCCUGGAGAAGGUCACGGAAGGCACGAGGAUUGCUGUCGUGGUCAGAUGGGCUCCAGAGGACGUGAAGGCCGUGGUCCGCCAGGCCCUGGGGGCGAUCGGCCAGGACUACAACAAGCUGGCCAAGGUCGUCACAGACUACAUCGCGAGUGGUAAGGUUUACGAGACCACAGGAGCGCCCCACGGCAUCCAGUACUCGAAUGAUGGGCCCAUGCCGAUGGACGUCGGGCUGGUGAAUGAGAAUGGCGACGUGGGUGGCAUCUUCAAACCUCCCAAGGGGUACGGCGAGCAGGCGAGGAUGGAUGCUGGAAAAGGUGGUGGAUCAGCGAACCAGGCGAAGGGCAAGGUCAAGGAUAAGAAGGGCGGCAAGGGCGGCACAGAGAAGAAGAAGUGCGACAAGUGCGGGAAGCUGGGCCACGAGACCAAGGACUGCAGGUCACACAUCAAGUGCGACAAAUGCGGGGAGCAAGGCCACGGGGCUUCGGAAUGCAUGCCGAAAACAGAGAGUGCUGAAGUCAAGAGGAUAGUCAACGAGGAGGACGAGCUGUGGGUCAUGGGCGUCGCCGAGAGUGUGAACACCAUCGACGACGGCAGCAAGUGCGUGUGGGUCUCGAUCGACAGUGGGUCGGAUGCCGACGGGUGCCCCCUUGGCUUCGGUCACUCGAGCGACGACGUCGACGACCCUGCCAGAGUGGAGCUGAGGACGGCCACGAACGAAGAUAUCCAGGAUUACGGCGAGCGGAACGUCGGCAUCGCGUUCCUGGACGAGACCGGCCGCGAGGUGAUGGCCGCGAACCGAUUCCGCAUCGGAGACUUCAGCAAGCCUGUGCUCAGCUGUGGCAUUCGGGUCAUGAGAGGUGCCGUCAUUCACCUUGAGACGGGGAACAGCUACAUGGCGCCGCCGAGCGUGAACGGCACCCAGAGGCGGGCGCUCGCAGACAUCGAGUGGCACCUGUUGUUGACCAAGCGGCUCAAGAGCAAGAGCAUGCACCAGCGCCGCCACAAGAACCCCAAGCUGCACCUGCACCGCCACAGGAACCUCAAGCUGCACACGCACCACCGCCAGAACCUCAAGCUGUACCUGCACCACCACAGGACACGCCUGAAGGAACUGAGGAGGCUGGGGAUCAUUGGUGCAGCCAUCUACGGCACCAAGAAGCAGCUAUGGGAGAGGCUCGUCAAGUGCGAGCACCAGCUGGGCGAGAAGAUGAAGGUCAAGGAGGCCCUCGAGGAGCGCCAACGGCGACUUCAGGAAGGCGUCGAUCCCGAAGUGCCGAGGGCGCUAAAGGUCCCAGAGAGGCCAGGCGCGGAGACCGUGAGGCAGCAUGAGCUCACCCACGCGAAGUUCGAGCCCUGGUGCCUGGAGUGCGUGUUCGGAAAGGGAGAUGCUGCACCUCAUCGCGGAGUCCAGUUCCUCACGGACAAGGAGCCAGAGGUGCCCGUUGUGCAGAUAGACUACCACUUCUUGAAGGGCGACGGCGACGAGGCCGAGGACGCGGCCAACCGCUUCGCCACCACGCUGGCCGUCAUCGACUGCGACACGGGUGUCCCUUUGCAGCUCAGCCCCCCAGAGAAAGGAGGCAACCAUGACUACGCGGUGACCUCGAUCGUGAGCUUCCUCAGGAGGCUAGGCGCCACGCGGCUCAGGCUCAGGAGCGACGGGGGGCCGAGCAUCGUCAGCAUAGCGAACGCGGUGGCGGCCAAGAGGCUCAUGUUCGACAACCGCAAGGUCACAGUGGAGCAGGCCCCCAGGUACUCGUCGCAGUCGCUCGGGGCCGUGGGGGCGCAGCAGAAGAUCUCACAGGGCCAGGCCAGGACGAUCAGAGCAGCAACAGAGAAGAUGCUGGGUAUCAAUAUAGGGCCGAGUCAUGUUUGGUGGCCGUGGCUUGUUAGACACGUGGGCUUCACCGCGGAGAUGUUCCACGUAAGGUCGAAUGGGCGGACUCCUCAUCAGGAUGCGACUGGCACCGAGUGCCACGGCGUCAUCCUGAAGUUCGCAGAGGCCGCUAUGUUCAAGCAUCCGAUGUCGUCGAGUGGCCACGUGACUGGAGGCGGGCGCAGUCGCAAGACAAAGUCGACGUGGGAGAAGGGCAUCUUCUUGGGCAAGACCUACGAGAGCGACGAGGUCCUCAUGGGGGCGAGCAGCGGGGUGCACCUGGUUAGAACGGUGCGCGGGCUUCCAGAAGAAGACCAGAGCGACCUCGAGCUCGUGGCCAAGAUGGUCGGGGUCCCCUGGGGCCGAGGCAUCGGCCAGAUCGGAAGGCCGAAAGGCAAGAAGGUGGUCAUUCUCCCGACUGCCCCGCCUGAGAAGAAGCAGGAGGAGGCAGAGGUCGACGACGCCAAGGAGGAGAAGAAGGUUCCAGACACCGCGGUUGAGAAGGGAGUUGCCGAGGACGGGCACAGCUACGCGAGUGCCAGGAGCAGGACAGGCAGCGGCUACAUGGAGGACGUGGGGCCCCCUACACCGAGGCAAGAAGCAGGCGACAGCUCGUCAUCUCGUCCUGCCCAGCCGACUGGGGAGUCAGAGGUCCCAGAGAUCGAGAUGGGCACCGUUGGAGGCGUCGACGGCUUCGUGAUGGACGAGGUCGACCCGAUGCCCGUCAUGGACCCAGAGAUGGACAUCGACUGGCACGAGGGCGAGUGCGACGUUGACCUCGUCAAGGCAGGCAAGUGCAAGGAUAUCGACGCGAUGCAGGAGUUCGAUGUGUUCGAAGCCGUGUCGCCUGACGAGAUAGACUCUACCUGGGCAAGGCUGUCGACCAAGUGGGUGUACCAGGAGAAGGGCGAAGAGAUUCGCUGUCGCUUCGUCGCCAGGGAGUUCAAGAGCAUGGACCCCGAGCGCGAGGGGCUGUUCGCGCCGGCCAGCGAACCCGCGACUGGCAGGCUCAUAGAUUUCAAAGCGGUGAAGCGGAACCAGCCCACAGUCAUCAUUGACGCCGUCAACGCCUACUUCCACGCGGACCAAGACAGGCUCGUGGCAGUUGUACCGCCUCGGGAGUGGAUCGAGGCAGAGGCACUCAAGGGCAACGCCACGAGGACGAUGUGGGGGAUGAAGAAGAAGCUCUAUGGCGAGAGGGACGCGAGCAGAGGCUUCAGCGACUUCAUGAACCGUACUCUCGUCUCAGAGAUGGAGUUUGAGCAGUGUCCUGACCAGCCAUGCUUCUAUCGUCGAGAACGGGAUUCAGUGGACCUGAGGCUUCACCAGGAUGACAUCUACGCGACCGCCGACGACAUCAAGCUUCAGGUAUUCACGACCGAGCUCGGCAGUAAGGUCAAGAUCAAGGUGAGCAAGUUAUUCAAGGUGGGUGCGGAGUACCAGCAUCUGAAAGAAGGGCGAGUGAGAGUUGAGGAUUGCAUGUUCUUGACUGGCAACAAGAAGUACGCAGACAAGAUCAUAGAGCUACUGAACCAUGGCAAGGCCAAGAGCUCGCCCACGCCCAUUGUGACGAAGCUGCUGAAGGAGGACAGCGAGCACCCUCUGAACGCCGAGGAGACCAGGCUCUACCGACAGUGCGUGGGCAUCGCGAGGUACAUGGUCAAUUACGUCACCGAGGCCACGUUCGCUGUUCACGUGCUGAGCAAGAGGUCGGCUGCGCCCACCGACAACGACAUGAAGAGGCUCAAGCACCUCGGCAGGUAUCAACUUGGAGUUCGUGACUAUGCGCUGUUCUUCCCUCGAGCUGGAGAGGCAGAUAUCUUGGAGUGCUGCGCCGACUCGGAUUGGACUGGAGACUCCAUCGACAGAAAGAGUGUGUCAUGCGGGGUGUUGUGCUGCGGCGGCUGCGCGCUCCUCGAGCAUUCGCGCGGCCAGAGCAGCCGUGCGCUGAGCUCAGGGGAGGCGGAGUACGACGCGUCAGUGACGGCCGCUGCCGAGGCGAUCCACCUCCAGAGCGUGAUGGGGUUCCUGGACAUGGACGUGAAUAUCAAGAUCCGCAUGGGCUCUGCUGCGGGGAAGGCAGUCUGCCACCGCAUCGGAGUGGGGGGGAUUCGCCAUCUGGAGGUCCGCACUCUGUGGCUCCAAGCUAAGGUGCGAGACAAGAAGCUGGUGGUGAUCAAGCAGGCUGGGGAGACGAACCUAGCCGACGUGGGGGCCAAGGCGCUGACGAGUCAGAGGUUCCACUGGCUGAGGACGCAGUUGGGACGGCGCCCGUUGGCGGGCGCGGAUGACAUGGAAGAGAGCGCGGCUGUUCGGGUCAACUUCGUGAGCGACUCGACGUCCAAGAUGGCGAGGGUCGGCGCGGCCCUGGUUGCUCUCCUGGGCAGCCUGGGGUCGGUGAAGGCAGACGGUGAGUGCGACAUCUACGGCUGCGAGACGGACAAGAAGGAGAUCAUCUUGAAGGACGCGCGCCUCGGGACUGGCGUGCACCUCGAGGGCGUGAUGCUUAUCGUGGCCAUGGUCUUCAUGGUGAUCGUGGCAUGCGCAUUUGGCAGCUGUGCUGGCUGGUGCGUCGGCUACUUCGCGAGGCCGAACCGCGCCGAGGAGAGCAAGCAGAUGGGGGAGAAGGUUGAGUUCCCCCAGAGGGUCACCACGGCCAAGAAGGGGAAGAUCGAGAGCAGGACCGUCUCGACCCAGAGCCAGGACCGCCAGCUGAAGGGCUUGAGCGACACCGCAGUGACACGUUUUGCCAAUGGGGGCGUGCAGAGGUUCGAGGGGUUCCGAGCGAGGGUAAUGAAGCGUUGCAUGCACGUGUGUAAACUGAAACCAUUUGUGAUCAAUAUCGCCCAGGAGAUCUGGGACCGGGAGCACCCCGAGGUGGCGGCCAGCCUGCGCAGGUGCGAGCAGACCAAGCUGGACCUCCAGACGGCGACCGCCGAGCUGGUCUCUAUGACGAGCAUCAUGAGCGCGUCGGGCGCCAGGGCGACGGCCGCCUCGUAGGGGCGUGGCCGGCACGGCGGCGCGGAUGCGCAA